AUGAUAGAUAUGACUUCCUUUCUCCUUUCUCCUUUCUCCAAAUCAACUCCAAGGAAAGAGAAGCCUCCAGACUGGAAGAGAGUCGUUCGCAGUUCUAGGGACAGCUCCAUUAUCACCCAGUGUGAUUUUGAGGAUGAUUCGAAACCCCUCUGCGAUUGGACCCAAGAGUCCACAGAUGACGGGGACUGGACUCGCGUCAGUGGGCCCUCUCCCAAUGGUAGCACCGGACCCCCCGGCGGGUACCCUAAUGGAGAGGGCUACUAUCUCAACAUGGAUUCUAGCGCCUUCCAACCGGGUGGAGUCGCCAGACUGCGCAGCGGCCCCAUAUGGGAGAAAGGUCCCCUCUGUGUGCAUUUCGUCUAUCACAUGUUUGGGUUGUCAUGGGGCGCCCAGCUCAAACUGCUGUUGCUCAUGGGCCCCAAGAGCACCCUGCUCUGGAAACACCUCAACACCCAAAGCCCCUCCUGGAUGCCCACUGCUGUCACUGUGCCCAAGGGGCACAUCCUGCCCAGCCGGCUGGUAUUUGAAGGAGUGAGAGGCCACACUGCGUACCUGGACAUUGCCCUGGACUCCAUCUCUAUCCACCGGGGCUCCUGCCAUCAGCUCUGCACAAUGCAAGCAUGUAACUUUGACACCCCAAAUGAUCUCUGUGGCUGGAGCUGGGUUCCGACGGCCUCUGGGGCCAAAUGGAUCCAAAAGAACGGGUCUUCAGGGGUGCCGAAUGUGGGGCCCCAGGAUGACUUCUCUAGCCCCGGGAAUGGCUUCUACAUGCUCCUGGACCCCAAGAAUGCAAAACCAAACCAGAAGUCUGUCCUCCUGAGCCCCCUGAGUCAGUCCUCUGGCUGCCUGAGCCUGUCCUUCCACUACGUCCUCCGUGGCCAGUCUCCUGGUGGCGCACUCAUCAUCUACGCUUCAGUCUUAGGCAAUAUCCGGAAACACACACUCUUCUCAGGGCAACCUGCACCCAACUGGCAGCCUGUUUCUGUCAAUUACACAGGCCAGGGGCAGAUUCAGUUUACCAUGGUGGGCGUGUUCGGAGAGACUCCGGAGCCUGCCGUGGCAGUGGAUGCAGUCAGCAUUGCUCCCUGUGGGGAGAGCUUUCCUCAGUGCGACUUUGAAGAUGAUGCCCAUCCCUUCUGUGACUGGACCCAGACACUGGGUCACGGCGGACAGUGGGUGCGGAGAAGUAAAAAUAUGCUCACCCAGGGCAUAGGAACCAUUGGAGUUCCCCUGAACACAGUGGGUCACUUUAUCUACCUGGAGGCUGAUAAGUCCUCCCAGGCAGGCCAGUCUUUCAGACUGGUGAGCCGGCCCUUCUGUGCUCCGGACACACUCUGCGUGGAGCUUACCUACCACAUGUACGGCUUUGGAAGUGGCAGUGGUCUGAAACUGCUGCUGGACGGUCCUGCGGGCAGUUCUCCCACUUCUCUCUGGCACCGGAUUGGUUCUCAGAGCCAUGACUGGCUAAACACCUCCAUCACCAUCCCUGAGGGACAUCAACAGCCCAUGCAGCUGGUACUUGAGGCCACAAGGGGUUCCAACACUGCCUUCGUCAUUGCUGUGGGCUUCAUCUUGGUCAAUAACGGGGCCUGUCGAGGGCCUAUGCCAGCAGAACUUCCUUCCCAAUCUCCAGUUUCCAUUCCAGGCCCUUCUGAAAUCCCUAAACCCACCUUCAAAGAGAAACCCACUAUCUUCACAGAGAAACCCACCAUCCCCACAGAGAAACUCUCUGUUUCCACAGAGAAACCCACUGUCCCCACAGAGAAACCCAUUGUCCCCUCAGAGAAACCCACCUCCACAAAAAAACCCACCAUCCACACAGAGAAACCCAUCUCCACAGAGAAACCCACCAUCCCCACAGAGAAACUCACUGUCCUUACAGAGAAACCCACUGUCCCCACAGAGAAACCCACUGCCUCCACAGAAAAACCCACCUCCACAAAAAAGCCCACCAUCCCCACAGAGAAACCCACCUCCACAGAGAAACUCACCACCCCCACAGAGACACCCACUGUCCCCACAGAAAAACCCACCAUCUCCACAGAGAAACCCACCUCUACAAAAAAACCCACCAUCCGCACAGAGAAAACCAUCUUCACAGAGAAACCCACCAUCCCCACAGAGAAACUCACUGUCCUUACAGAGAAACCCACUGUCCCCACAGAGAAACCCACUGGGACUACAACCUUGGUGACACCUUCUAAAGCUCCAAGUACCUCCCUGACCACUGUGAUGCUGGCCACCACAACACCUAGAUCCACUCCAGUGAGCUGCCCUUCAAAUGCCCACUAUGAACACUGUGCCUGCCCAGCGUCCUGCAACAACCCCAAGCCCAAAUGUUGGCAUCGUUGCCAGCCAGGCUGUGUCUGUAAUUCCGGCUUUUUGUUUAGUAACUCCACCUGCGUCAAGGCCUCUUCCUGCUAUUGCUUCUACAACAACCAUUACUAUAAGGUUGGAGAAAUGUGGUACAGCCCCAACUGUGCAGAACACUGCCGCUGCUUACCUGGCAGUCAGAAGGAGUGCCGGGUCUCUCAGUGCAGAAAACACACAGCGUGCCAGAAGAAGAAUGGCCAGUAUGGAUGCCAUCCCUAUGGCUCUGCCACCUGCUUUGUCUACGGAGACCCUCACUAUCUCACCUUUGACGGGAGACCCUUCAGCUUCAUGGGCAAGUGCACCUACAUCUUGGCCCAACCCUGUGGCAGCUCAACAGAGCCAUUCUUCAGGGUGACGGCAAAGAAUGAGGAGAGAGUACAGGAAGGCAUGUCCUGCCUGAAAGCAGUCUACGUGACCGUGCAAGAGACCACCAUCACCUUGCUCAAGGGCAGACGCACCCUGGUUGAGGGUCAGCAAGCCACCCUCCCAAUUCUGCUUAAGAGGGGCAUCUAUCUGACAGUAAGUGGGCGAUUUGUGGAGCUGCAGGCUACAUUUGGUUUGCGGAUCAGAUGGGAUGGUGACCAGCAGCUGUUUAUCACUGUGCCCAGCACCUAUUCUAGCAAACUCUGUGGCUUCUGUGGAAACUAUGAUGGCGACAGCCGCAAUGACAACCGGAAGCCAGAUGGCACUCCAGCCCAAGACCAGGAGGAGCUGGGGAACAGCUGGCAGAUAGUGGACAAUGAGGACAAAGAGUGCCAGAGGAACCAGGAAACCACCCCAUCUUGUGACUCAAGCUUGCUAAACAGUUUGUCGGGGCCCGAGUUCUGCGGACAGCUUGUGGCAGCCCACGGAGCCUUUGAGGCAUGCCUGCCUCACAUCAUGACCUUCCCCUUCUUCGAUAACUGCAUGUUUGACAUGUGUAACUUCCAGGGACUGCAGCAGAUGCUGUGCUCCCACUUGUCAGCCUUGACAGAAACCUGCCAGGAAGCUGGUUAUACAGUGAAGCCCUGGAGGGGACCCCUGUUCUGCCCUCUGACCUGCCCACCCAACAGCAAGUACACUCUAUGUGCCAGUCUGUGCCCCAACACCUGCCGCCCCAAAUUCAGUGGCAUGUCCUGCCAGCAGCGGUGCGUGGAAGGUUGCGAGUGCAAUCCAGGCUACGUCCUCAGUGGGUUGGAGUGUGUCCCCCGGAGCCAGUGUGGGUGCCUUCACCCCACAGAUGGCUACUUUAAGGCAGGGGAGAAGUGGUACAAGCCAGGCUGCAGAUAUCUCUGUGUCUGUGAGAAGAACUUCAAUAUUCGCUGCCUGCCCUGGAAGUGCCAGGCCCAGGAAGUCUGCAGUCGGCAGAAUGGCAUCUAUGGCUGCCACGCCCAAAGCAGCGCCACCUGCACCAUCUCAGGGGACCCCCACUACCUGACAUUCGACGGAGCCCCGUUCCACUUCAUGGGAACCUGCACCUACACCCUAACCCGGCCUUGCCAGACCAUUCCUCUAGAGAACGACUUCAUCGUGUUCGCCACUAACGAGUUCCGUGGAGGAAACCCUGAGGUCACCUACGUCCAAGCUGUCCACGUCCAUGUCUUCAAUCUCAAGAUCUCUCUGCUCAAAGGUCACAAGGUUAUGCUGAACGGUGUCCGGGUGACCUUGCCAGUGUGGCCUGCCCAAGGUCGACUGGUCAUCAGGCCCAGUGGUUCCUUUAUUCUUCUCCACGCGGACUUUGGGCUUCAAGUUCGCUAUGAUGGCGACCACCUGGUGGAAGUGACAGUGUCCUCCUCCUACGCCGGCCGGCUCUGCGGGCUGUGUGGGAACUAUAACAACAACAGUUUGGAUGACAACCUGCAACCUGACAAGAAGCCAGCCAAUAGCGCCAUCACCCUGGGGGCAGCCUGGAAGUCAAAAGAUUUAUCUGAAAAUUACUGCUACACGACAGGUAUCAAUAUCCAGCCCCCCAAAUGCCUGAAGAAGGAAGAAACAGACCCCUGGAAUAAGAACUGUGAUAUCUUAAUGAACCCUAGGGGACCCUUCUCCCAGUGUCACCGGGCGGUGUCCCCGAAAGCCAGCCUUUCCAAUUGCAAGUAUGACCAGUGUAGGAGUCAGGGCAGCACCCAGGCCUUGUGCCGCUCCCUGCAGACCUACGCAGCCCAGUGUGCCCUUGCAGGCCACCCCCCUGCCUGGCGGAAUAGCACCUUCUGCUCUCUGAGAUGCCCAUCCGGCAGCACAUACAGGCCCUGUGCCAGCCCUUGCCCAGCCACUUGCCUCAGCCUAAAUGCCCCAAGAGAUUGCCCGGCAGCACUGCCCUGUGCCGAGGGCUGCGAAUGCCAGAAGGGUCACGUCCUGAGUGGAACAUCCUGUGUGCCCCUCAGCCAGUGUGGCUGUACAGACCAGUGGGGCUCCUACCACCCGGUCGGGGAGAACUGGUACACAGACAGAACCUGCUCCAGGCUCUGCACCUGCUCCACCUAUAACAACAUCUCCUGCCAGCGAUCUUCCUGCAAGCAUCAGCACCUGUGCUGGCCCAUGGAGGGGCGCAUACGCUGCCUGAAGACAGGCUCAGUAACGUGCUCUCUCUCCGAUGAACCCUAUUAUGUGAGCUUCGAUGGGAGUCAUCAUGGCCUCGGGGGCAACUGCACUUACACCCUGGUGAAAACGUGCCACUUCCACCAGCGCAUGACCUUCUUCAAGAUCACUAGCAGGAAUGGGAAGUCUGACAGGCCUGCCGCCCCUUUUUCCCCUAGCCAGGUUGAUAUGUACAUCUACCACACCUGGAUCACCCUGAAGAGGGCACACCACGUGCUGAUCAAUGGCACACAGGUCAAACUUCCUGUGCACAACCGGAUCCCAAAUGUUGAUAUCUCAGCCAAUGGCAACUACACUGUGAUCAACACUGUCUUGGGCAUUAAAGUCGAGUUUGACGGCCGUCACUUACAAGUGGUCAUCCCUACUAACUAUCAUAAUCAUGUCUGCGGCUUGUGUGGGAACUUCAAUGCAGAGGAAGAGGAUGAACUAAUGAUGUCCAAUGAUGAGCUAGCCCUUAACGACACGGAGUUUGUGGACAGCUGGCUAGAUGAGGAGACUGACCAAAAUUGCCAACAAAGGAAGAACCAAGCAGAAGAAAAGGAGAAGCCGGAGAUAAACUGCAGGCAGGCCGACCUAUCAAGGGUCCAGAAACAAUGCCAAGCAGCCCUCCAGGCUCCAGCCUGGGCUAACUGUGCCACCCGUGUGGGCCUUGAGCCCUUCCUGCUUGGCUGUACCCACCACCUCUGUGAGUUUGGAGGCCUCCAUCAUGCCCUGUGUGAGUUUCUGAAAGGCUUUGAGGCUGCCUGCCAGGCCCAGGGGCUCAAACCCCCAAUCUGGAGAAACAGCAGCUUCUGUCCACUGGAUUGCCCGACUCACAGCAGCUACACCACCUGCUUGCCCUCCUGCUUACCUUCCUGCUGGGAUCCGGAAGGCCAGUGCAAUGGCGUACAAACUGCACGCACCUGCCAGGAGGGCUGCCUUUGUCGGCCUGGUUUUGUGCUCAGUGAGAAGCAGUGUGUGUCCCGGAGCCAGUGUGGCUGCAAGGACGCCCGGCUCGGCUCCAUCGCUGCAGGGAAGACAUGGCUCACCAGCCGCUGCACUCAGAGCUGUGUCUGCACAGCAGGAGCCAUCCAGUGCCAGCCCUUCACCUGCCCCGCUGGGUCCCACUGCCAGGCCAAAACCGCUGGCAGGGAAACCUGUGAACCAUAUGAGUCAGCACAAUGCUCUGUUUUUGGGGACCCCCAUUACUUCACAUUUGAUGGCUUCAGCUACCGCUUCCAGGGCCGCAUGACCUACACACUGGUAAAGACCGUGGAUGUACUGCCAGAGGGGCUUGAGCCCCUGGUUGUGGAGGGCCGCAACAAGGUGAACCUGCCCUGGACUCCGGUAUUACUACAUGAAGUGACUGUGAAAAUCUACGGCUACAUCAUCCAGUUGCAAGCCAAACUGCAGCUUGUGGUCAACAACCAGAGGGUGGGCAUCCCCUACAAACCCAGCAAGCAUCUUGGCGUCAUCGUGCGGGGUCACCGCCUCUACCUGACCACCGACUUUGAGCUGGCUGUCAGCUUCGAUGGAAUGAACAAUGCAGUCAUCUCCUUGCCCGGCACGUACGAGGGGCUGGUGCGCGGCCUGUGUGGGAACUUUGACAAGAAUAUGACAAACGAGUUUAUAAUGCCCAAUGGCGCCCUCACCCAGAACAUCAACAUCUUUGGCAACAGUUGGGAAGUAAAGAAGAACCAGAAAGAACUUGCCCGCUUCUCCAGGGCCAUAAGGGAAGAGGAGAAGGAGAAGGCAGAGGAGUCCGGGUACCUUGCGUCGGGAUGCAGCGUGGAGCAGCUGGCACUCAUCAACAGAACCCAGGGGUGUAGAGUGCUGGUGGAUCCCCAAGGCCCCUUUGCUGCCUGUCACCAGAAGGUGCCCCCUGAGCCCUUCCAAGAGCACUGUAUAUUUGAUCUGUGUUCCACCUGGGACCCCAGAGAACGGCAGGAGCUCAGCUGCCAGGUCCUCAGUGGAUAUGCCAUCAUCUGCCAGGAGGCUGGCAUCACCCUGGCCAGCUGGCGGGACCAUAUGCAUUGCGCCUUGGCAUGUCCAGCCAACACUGUCUAUCAGAGCUGUAUGACACCCUGCCCAGCCUCCUGUGCUAACCUGGUGGCCCCCGGGGGCUGCCAGGGCCCCUGCGUGGAAGGGUGUGCCAGUCUCCCCGGCUACAUCUACAGCGGCGUUCAGAGCCUCCCCCGGGCCCGCUGUGGCUGCACCAACAACGGCAUUUACUACCAGCAAGGUGACAGCUUUGUGACUGAGGAUUGCUCUCAGCGCUGCACCUGUGUCAGCUCGGAGGUCCUGCUGUGCGAGCCCCUCAGCUGCAACGUCGGGGAGAUUUGUACCCUAGGGAACCUCACUCGUGGCUGCUUCCGAGAAAGCCCAUGUCUAGAGAACCCGUGUCAGAAUGAUGGGCAGUGUCGGGAGCAGGGAGAUCACUUUAUCUGUGAGUGUGAACUUGGUUAUGGGGGAGACCUUUGCAUGGAGCCUCGGGACCUGCCACCCACUGCAAACCCAGAAAGGUCCAGCUUGGUAACUGUCCUGCUGGGGAUGCUGGUGCCAGCAGUAGUCAUGGUGUUGGCAGUGGUCAGAGAAUGCGACAAGAGGCUGAGGAGGGUCCCUAGGGAGAAGAUGAAGAGCAAGAAUAGAAACAGGCUGGUAGACUCAGCUAAGGUCGGGUACCGGGGACUCCAGAAGAGGGCAGUAAAGGCGUUCGGGGACAGGGAUGAGAUCAAGGUUCAGAAGUGCCGAAGAGGCAAGAGUCUUGGAAGGGGCUCCUGCAUUGGCCCCAACUUGACAACAGGGGGCAACCAAGCUGCACAAACAAAGCUGGCCCAGCCCAGCCCCGGUGGAUGCCCCAGAGGGCUGGUGGAGCACGGAAAACUGAAGAUGGCAAAAAGAGCCACCAAGGCAGACUCCCCCAUCGCCUCUAAACCAGUCCCAGCUGUCAACAUCUGGUCCACAUCUGUCUUCUUCUGGACUGGACCCCCAGCCCAGCUGAUCCGCCUCCCUCUUUCAGGGGACUAUAAGGCAGUGUUGUGA
Molecule: messenger RNA, 7971 nt
Organism: Condylura cristata (star-nosed mole)
Lineage: Eukaryota; Metazoa; Chordata; Mammalia; Eulipotyphla; Talpidae
Gene: ZAN
Product: zonadhesin
Exons: 49
Coding region: 1-7971 (2656 amino acids)
Cellular component (GO): membrane
Molecular function (GO): protein binding
Source: RefSeq, a predicted model, not a curated record